Gadus macrocephalus (Pacific cod) is the source of this 1753-nucleotide messenger RNA. RefSeq names its product trace amine-associated receptor 1-like. Gene Ontology annotation, cellular component: dendrite; membrane. NCBI's taxonomy places the organism in Eukaryota, Metazoa, Chordata, Actinopteri, Gadiformes, Gadidae. Gene Ontology annotation, biological process: G protein-coupled receptor signaling pathway, coupled to cyclic nucleotide second messenger; chemical synaptic transmission. The record is from RefSeq and is a predicted model, not a curated record. Bases 1 to 1320 code for a protein of 439 amino acids. Gene Ontology annotation, molecular function: trace-amine receptor activity; neurotransmitter receptor activity; G protein-coupled serotonin receptor activity. The transcript is spliced from 2 exons.
AUGAUCUCGCCGAAGAGAUCGGCCAUCCGGCGCGGUCUCUCCCUCGGGAUGACAGUGUCUUCGGUGAAAGCCCCGAAGCGGGAGAACUCGGACACAGAACCAGGAAAGACGUCGUCCAAGGAGGCGACGUCGUCUACCUCGAAGUGCUCGUCGUCGGCGUCCUGGGCGUCCGGAGCUCCGGCCCUGAAGAUGUCGAUGGCCUCAGCGAGAUCCAGCGACGGGGAGAAAAAGAAGUGCCUGGAGAGGAGCCCCUCUUCAGGCAGCGCGCAGCAGGCGGCGCAGGAGGCGGGAGCAACCAAGCCAGCCGCGGCGAGGCACCUGAAACACGCCAGGCCGAUGGAGCCGGAGUUCUGCUACGGGAAUGGCUCGUGUGUGAGGACGGUCUACCCUGUUGCUUUCCGUGCCGUCCUCUACUUAGGCCUGGGGUCUGCGGUGAUCCUCACAGUCCUGGGUAACCUCUUCGUGAUUGUGGCGAUCACUCACUUCAAGCAACUCCACACACCUCCCAACUACCUGACCCUCUCCCUGGCCGUAACCGACCUCCUCCUGGGGGUUCUUGUCAUGUUUCCUAGCAUGAUUCAGUCCAUUGAAACCUGCUGGUACUUUGGGGACAUGUUAUGCAAGCUCUUCAACAGCUCAGACAUCUUGCUGUGUACUGCUUCUAUAUUGAACCUGUCCUUUAUAUCCAUCGACCGCUAUUAUGCCGUGUGCCACCCUAUGCUCUACCCCCGUAAGAUAACGGUUCACACGGCAGUCAUCAUGAUCCUGGUCACAUGGUGUGUCUCGUCUGUAGUCGGCUUUGCGAUGAUCUUCCUCAAGCUGAAUAUUUUGGGAAUGGAGGAGUUCUACUAUAACAACGUGGCUUGUGAAGGAGGGUGUGUUAUGUUGACGACUGGGGUGGCCAGCACUGUCUCAUCUAUGCUCUCCUUCUACAUCCCCGGGGUCAUAAUGCUGGCCAUCUACCUGAAGAUCUACAUGGUGGCCCAGAGACAAGUGCGAACCAUAGGCCUAAAGAACACCAGCUCCUCCAAGGUGGACAAGCACCAGAGGAAAGCCACCAAAACACUGGCCAUCAUCAUGGGCGUGUUUCUGUCCUUCUGGUUGCCGUUUUUCCUCUGUUGCAUAAUCGACCCCAUCAUCGGCUACUCUGUACCGCCCGCCGUGUUCAACACACUCGUGUGGCUGGGGUAUCUGAAUUCCACUGUCAACCCGUUGGUGUACGCCUUAUUUUACAGUUGGUUUAGGAAAGCGUUUCAAAUGAUUGUUUCUGGUAGCAUCUUUCGGUCGGACAUGUCGGACACAAAACUGUUUGCAGAGUGACAGUGGUUUCAUGUUGAGGCCUCCAAGAAGAUGUGGGGCCAUGAAAAGAAAGGCUCAUCAUCUGAUGGGAGGAAAUUCCAAAUGUUUUCCCAUUUAUGUUUAUCAUCAUUAAAAUUACUUUUAUUUUUCAUGAAACCAAAAAUCAUCAUUUUUUGGAUAAAAACAGUCCUCCCUCACAACAGUGAAUCUAGGCUAGUUGUUUUGAUUUGCUGUCGGAAUAAAUGAAUCUCACAAAAAUAAAAAAUAACUAAAACGUGUAACAAACUCAUGAGCUACAAUUGAUCCACAUGUUCUAAAGACUAUGUUGUAUGACAAUGGUGUGUGUGUGUGUGUGUGUGUGUGUGUGUGUGUGUGUGUGUGUGUGUGUGUGUGUGUUAGUGGUGGAUUUAAUCAUUUGUUUCCGUGACCCAGUUUGCGUAAUUCAGUUCGCCAC